AUGGCCGAACCCUAUAUCAAGCAGGACCCCUACAUCAAGCCCGAUCCCGAGGCGUCUAACUCUCCCGCUCCGGCGGAUGAAGAAGAUCUGUAUGAGGAUGCAGGCGACCUCGAGUUCUACAGCAAAGACACUGGCGCUUUUGAGACGCUCUACCUCGCGCGCGUUCCUCGAUACAUGUGGGAAGCUUGGUACAAGCUUACCGAGCGACUGGGUGACGAUGAUGAGAUCCAAAUUGGCACUCUGCGAACAUGGAACGAGCAAAAGCCAGAUGGUAGCGCAAACACCAAACUUCGCAUGCUUCUCUCUCCCAACUGCCCUGAGCACCAGGUCCUGCCUCGCGAAUACGACCUCGAGGUCCUCGAACCCAAUGUCAGCAAUCACUUCAUUUUCAGCGAGGAAGAUUUGCCCGGUUUCAAGGCACGGAGCAAGGCGCGACAGGAAGCUGCCAAUGCUGGUAUCCCUGCCUCGUUGUUAAGGCAGAAACAACAAGCCAACAACAAUGGAGAGCGACCGAGUUAUGACCGCAGGAGCCGAUACCAGCCGUACUAUCGAAAGGCUGUCCCGAAGAAGACAAAAGUCUUUGGCAAGAUUCACUAUGAUGUGCGCGUUGAGCCUCGUGACAUUAGGGAGGAAGAGCGCCUGCUUCAGCAGAAGAUGAUAGAUGCAGAGGCAAACAAGUCCAAGCUCCGAAUCAUCAGCCGAAACGCAGCUUCAACGAUUGUCAACCCUGGAACUGCAGGUGCAGUCAACUGGGGAGGCAACUUUAUCAAAAACUCUGCUGCCACAGCCAAGCCAAAGAAGGGCGAGGUCUUCAAGGCUGCCCGUAUCCCAGAGAACCAGCUCUUGGAUCUUAUUUUCGAGUGUUUCCGCCAGUAUCAGUAUUGGUCUAUGAAAGCUUUGCGACAAAAGCUUCAACAGCCCGACCAGUACCUCAGACAAGUGCUCGAGAAGAUUGCGGUUCUUAACAAGAGUGGUCGGUUUGCCAACCACUACUGUUUGAGCGAUGCCUACCGUGAUAAGGGUGGCGCGGAGGCCCAGGAGGCCGCUGCCGAACCCAUGGACGACGACGAUGAAGACGAGGAGAUGGAGGACGUGUUGCCCAUGUCUUAG
Fusarium sp. VM40 is the source of this 1110-nucleotide messenger RNA. The record is from the annotation of a GenBank genome assembly. NCBI's taxonomy places the organism in Eukaryota, Fungi, Ascomycota, Sordariomycetes, Hypocreales, Nectriaceae.